GUUUAAUCCAAACAAAAGUUAAAGACUCACUUAACCAUCAUUAAAAAGAUGGUUAACUUUUCAAAAACCAUAUGCCAUGCUUCAUUUAUUCUCUUCAUAUUAUUUACUAAAGUAACGGGUCGGUUUUUACGUUCCGGGUUCAUUUCAGACGGGACUAAUGACCCGUCUCAAGGGGACGUCUCGUCUUUCUUGUAUCUCAAAGGAAUCGACGUUCCUGAACAGCAUUGCGAGCAAAUGUACGGUUUUUUGCCAUGUUCAGAAACGCUUUUAGGCCAUUUCUUCCUUAUUGUGGUCUACGAGUACUUACUGUUUCACGGAGAGUCGUAUGUAUCGUCUGGAGGUAAAAGAAUAUUCCAGAUUCUUGGUCCCGGGAUCUUCGGUGCAAGUGCUUUCCAAGUCCUUGGGUUCCUUCCCGAGUCGUUGAUACUUCUAGUAUCUGGACUUUCGGGUACUAAAGAUGUAGCCCAAGAGUAUGUUCUAACUGGAGUUGGGUUACUAGCGGGGUCAGCAAUACUUCUUUUAACUUUGAUAUGGGGAACUUGUGUCAUCGUUGGAGGUCGAAAAUUUUCAUCAGAAUCGGGAUCAAGCACAUCAGUGAUUCCUACCCAAAAUCAAUACCAAAAGUUGUUAUCGUAUUUUACUGGCUCUGGUGUAACUACAGAUGAAGAGACGAGUUCUGCAGCCAAAAUUAUGGUUAUUUCGGUUAUACCGUUUGCGUUCUUCCUAAUUAUCGAAAUAUCUUUUGGCGUGUCUCAGGGCUACAUCUUCAUGAUUCCUCUGUUUGUCUCAUUUAUGUUCUUGAUCGUAUACUUUAUAUGGCAGAUGUGUGAGCCUUCGAUCCAAAAAAGGAGACUAUCAUACGUGAAACACGAGCGUUUAGUUGUGGACAUACUAAAACAUCUGCAAGAGCACACUGCAGAACAAGUACUCACUGAAGAUGGUUCAGUAAACCUACCCGCUAUAGAACGGCUAUUUACAAUGAUCGAUCAAGAUGGCGAUAGCUACAUAUCUUUUGCUGAACUAAAAGCAAUUCUUCAAGAUAUCAAGUUCAGUCAAUUAACUUGGAACAAGGAGAAAACACUAGAAGAAAUAAUGAAAGAAUUCGAUAAAGAUGGCGAUAGUAGAGUAACUAUGGAUGAAUUUGUCGAAAUAUUUAAAAAAUGGCUCGAUGAGACCAAAAAUGCAGUGGACAAACGACCAUAUCGAUCAGUUAGAUCGUGGAGGGACUUAUAUCAGAUUAUCCACCCAUGGUAUGAUUGGUAUCAGACCAAAAAGAAAGAAGAAACGGCGAUGAAGAUCCUGAUAUCCGAUAUUAUACGACACGUCCAAAGCUUACAACUAGAAAAUUUUUACAACGAAGACGGAACACCAAAUAUAUCUGCAAUAAAAAGCUUGUUUGAAAGAAUUGAUCUUGAUAAAGAUAACUUUGUAUCACAAUCAGAAUUGAAGCAACUGAUCAUGGAACUAAACUCUGAGAAAAUGCCAGAGGAUGUAGAUGAGGCAACGGCUAAAUUAAUGCAAGAUCUCGACACUGAUGGAGACCAGCAAAUUGACUUACAAGAAUUCAUAGACAGAUUUAAAGAAUGGCUAAACAACGAACUCGUCCCCAAGUCACCUGGGCCUACAACCAAUACUUCCCAACAACCAUGGGAAAGAUGGAUGGAUGAUGGAGUAGAUAAAUCUAAAUGGGCCUGGACAAAAGCGAUAAUGUUGUUGGUGCUUGGAAUAACCAUGUUAGCUCUUUUGGCUGAACCGCUAAUACACAGUGUUCAGAACGUCUCUAGUGCUGUAAAUAUACCAUCAUUUUUCGUAUCGUUUAUCUUAGUUCCGUUGGCCACUAACGCUAGAGCAGCAAUCAUAGCCGUUAAAACUGCAAGAAAAGGAAAUGAACGAACGACUUCUUUGACCUUCUCUGAGAUAUACGAUGGAGUGUUCAUGAACAAUGUUCUUGGAUUUUCUGUUCUUUUGGCGGUCAUAUAUUUUAGAGGCCUGGCAUGGGAUUUCUCCGCUGAAGUUUUGGUGGUGUUGAUAGUUACUAUCUUCAUGGGAACUGCAGCCAGCUUUAGAUCAAAGUUCCCGAUUUGGACAUCAUUCAUUGCAUACUUGCUCUACCCAUUAUCUUUGAUAUUCGUUUUUCUUUUGAAUAGAUUUUAAAAUGAAAAGAGAUGUUUAUUUGUACAGAAGCAUUGCAUUCAUACAUAAUUUUCCACAAGAGAUUCAUGUAAUUGUAAUUGAUGUUUUUCAAAUGUGUUCAAUGAAACAUUAGUUUAAAUCUAAUGAAAUCAUUCUUAAAAA
Messenger RNA from Helianthus annuus (common sunflower), 2295 nucleotides. RefSeq names its product sodium/calcium exchanger NCL2. The record is from RefSeq and is a predicted model, not a curated record. Bases 49 to 2154 code for a protein of 701 amino acids. NCBI's taxonomy places the organism in Eukaryota, Viridiplantae, Streptophyta, Magnoliopsida, Asterales, Asteraceae. Gene Ontology annotation, biological process: calcium ion transmembrane transport; intracellular calcium ion homeostasis. Gene Ontology annotation, cellular component: membrane. Gene Ontology annotation, molecular function: calcium:proton antiporter activity; calcium ion binding. The transcript is spliced from 9 exons.